Molecule: messenger RNA, 1869 nt
Organism: Linum tenue
Lineage: Eukaryota; Viridiplantae; Streptophyta; Magnoliopsida; Malpighiales; Linaceae
Source: the annotation of a GenBank genome assembly
AUGAAAUCGUUUCUCGCCAAACUGUUCCCCUGUUUCUUCGCCGGCGAGCAGCAUAUUUGCGAUCGGCUGCCGGAAGAGCUAUGGACGGAGAUCUUCGGCAGACUACCGUCCAGCUCUUUGUUGCAGUGCCUCUUGGUCUGCAAGUCAUGGCGCCGUUUCAUCACAAGUCCCUCUUUCGUUUCCAGUCAACUCGCCAAAACCCUGCGACCUUCGACUGCCGGCGACGGCCGUCGCCGACCGCUUCUGCUCUGCUAUUCCGAAGGCGGAAAUAAGUUCUCCUUGCGCUUCGACGACGACGGUAAUUUUGCUCUCCUCUCAGACGCCCUCGUCCCUCCCGUGGCAGCGUUUUCUACGCUCGGCGUCGUCAACGGAUUGGUGUGCCUUCGCAAUCGAAGUAGCCUCAUCCUCUGGAACCCUAAUAUUAGCAAAUUCUUGACUCUCCCGCCACCUCGAAAACAGGAGCCCGAUCUCUCCAGUCAAAUCAAGACAAUGACCGGGUUCGGAAUCGGUUCUGGCGCCGACGAUUUCAAGGUUUUGACGGUUGCGGCUGCGUCGUCCUCCGGAGGCAAGAUUACCCCCCUCGUCUCCGAUCUCUAUUCGCUUAGAACAGGGUCGUGGAAGAGCAUACGUUCUGGUACCCUCAAUUACGAGCUGAUACCUUAUCAGGAGAACAAUCUUGCUUUUGCGAGCGGGAGGCUUCAUGGGAUCGUCCAAACAGAUGGGAAGUCGAGGAAUUUGGUAUUGGUGUUUGAUUUGAGAACUGAAACGUUCGGUGAGAUCAUGCUCCCCAAGUGUUUGACGAAAGUCCGAGCUUCUGAACUGUGUGUGAAGGCUUUUGGUGACUCGUCCACGAUAGCGGUUGUCAGGAGUGAGUGGAAAGUGCUUUCAGUGGAACAAGUUUUUCGCAGAAUGGUUACGAAUUUUGAAAUAUGGGUGAUGGGCAAGUAUGGAGAAGCUGGAUCAUGGGACAAGGUGUACGAUGGCGUCCCUUUCCCGGGCGGUGGCCCGGCCUCGUUGCUGUCUUUCAGGAGGAAAGACGAAGCUUUCGUUGCAGUGGGCACGACGAGCGUGUUUACAUUGUUGGAACUAAAGGGCAGAAGCCAUAGAAUGGUUAGAGAUCUGAGUGGGGUAAGAACAAUGCCCUCCUUUAUUGAGCCUUACGUAAAGAGCUUGGCAUUGCUGGACAAAGGAAAGGGUAUCGACCUGAAUCGAUACCCCAGAAGGCCAUCGUGGAUUAGCUCUGCAGCUAGUUGGUGUCUCGAUCAUCUACGUGCAUUACUGAUGUUGCCGAUGAAUGCGAUCAAGGCGUUGGGAGGCUUCUUUCUGGCGAUCAUCGAAAUUGUUUGUGUGGUUCUAUGUUCGGAUCCCGCUUGCUUUGAGGGAUGUGUUGGGGCAUGUUUACAAGCAUGCGUCGAAGUUUUAUUGACAGCUAUUUUCGAGGCCUGUUGUGGUCCAUUAUUAGAUAGUAUGGAGAAGCAGAGUCGUGGGACAAGGCCUUCGGCGGCCACUCAGUUCCCGAACUUCAGAAGCAGAGUUUCUGCUAUUGUGAGCGUGUGUUCAACGAUGGAACAGAGCAUAGUUGGGGAUAUGGGUUUGUUAAGCAUAGCGCCCUACUUCUCUGGCAAGUACGUAAGGAGCCUAGCAUUGCUCGACAAAGGAAAGGGUAUCGAUCUGAAUCGAUACCCGAGAAAGCCAUCUUCUUGGUUUAGGACUGCGACUAGUUCGUGUCUCGUUCUCCACAUGGUGGUGUUGCUCAUGAACGUGAUCGUGGCAGUGCGAGGCUUUGUUCUGGACUGCAUCAAAGGUGUUGUUGUGGUUCUAUGCGAGGAUCCCACUUGCUUGGGGGAAUGUUUUGAAGCAUGCGUUUAA